Molecule: messenger RNA, 1374 nt
Organism: Engraulis encrasicolus (European anchovy)
Lineage: Eukaryota; Metazoa; Chordata; Actinopteri; Clupeiformes; Engraulidae
Gene: cthrc1b
Product: collagen triple helix repeat containing 1b
Exons: 5
Coding region: 240-1019 (259 amino acids)
Source: RefSeq, a predicted model, not a curated record
UGUAUAAAAAACGUUGCGUAAUUGCAAUCUCGAUGGGGUUACUGUGGCAUGCAAAAAAAAGAGAGUGAUCUGGAAAAAGUUAGAGGCAGUUCAUGUUGCUGUGGUGAAAGGACAACCUCAGCUCCUCGGGGGGAGUUGAAGAGAGACAGAAGACCUUUUCUCGUUCCUCUCGUUUCGUCCCUGCUUUCCCUCUUCUCCCCUAAAAGCAGUCCGUCUCCGUCGCGGCGUGCCUUUGGAUAAUGAAUAUGGUGUCUCCAACGACGCGGCUAUUGAUUUUCUCCUGGUUAAUCUUUCCUCUUUAUGAAGCCGAUAAAAUGAGACAUAGAGGACUUCGGCAAAAGGAUGCGGAAUACAUCGAAAAAUGCGCUGACGGGGACUCGGGCAAACAGAACUGCACCAAGCAAUCAGACGAAGCCCAGUCUACUACCCACUUUAAGAUGUAUUCUGGCUGCAUCCAAGGACCUGCGGGCAUCCCGGGCCGAGAAGGGAAUCCGGGCGCGAACGGCAUUCCCGGAACCCCCGGUGUGCCAGGCCGCGACGGGGCCAAAGGCGAGAAGGGCGAGUGCGUGAGCGAAAUCUUCGAGGAGCCCUGGAGGCCGAACUACAAGCAGUGCGCGUGGAACUCCCUCAACUAUGGCAUCGACCUGGGCAAAAUAGCGGAGUGCACCUUCACCAAGCACCGUACAGACAGUGCCCUGCGCGUGCUCUUCAGCGGCUCCCUGCGGCUCAAGUGUAAGUCGGCGUGCUGCCAGCGCUGGUACUUCACCUUCAACGGGGCCGAGUGUGCCGGUCCGCUCCCCAUCGAGUCCAUCAUCUACCUGGACCAGGGCAGCCCGGAGUUCAACUCCACCAUCAACAUACACCGCACCACCGCAGUGGAGGGACUGUGCGAGGGGGUCCGCUCCGGACUGGUGGACGUUGCCAUAUGGGUGGGCACCUGUGGUGACUAUCCCCGCGGCGACGCCUCCACAGGAUGGAACUCUGUCUCCAGAGUGAUCAUCGAGGAGAUGCCCAAGUGAGCCACUGACCGACCCCAAGGCAUUUCCAGGGCAACAGACCAAACAUCAUGAGCGCCGGGCGACUUGAUGGAACACUAGUCAUUGCUUAAUCCAGGAGGGACCGUUGGUCAGUUAUUAAACAUGUUGAUGACAGAGUAACAAGGCUGUUAUGACAACUGUGUCAUAUUUAAUUACGCCCAUAAUUUUGUCAGAUGUACUUUUAACGUGUGAUGUGGCUUUAUCCACUGCCAGACAGUAGAACAGUCUAUUUGUUAUUAUGACGCAUUCUGGAAAGUUUGUAGUACACAACUGGGCUAUGUUACCAUUUCUUGACUUUUAUAUGCCUCUUUUAAUAAAAUAAUUUGUAUAAAAGGAG